AUGGUUGCAUCCUCUUCCUCUGCUGCAUCUUCUCGAUGGCCAAAGAAACAUCAGGUAUUCGUUGGCUUCAGAGGUGAGGACACCCGCAACAAUUUCACAAGCCAUCUUCAUGCAGCUCUCUGCAGGAACAAAGUUGAAACAUAUAUUGAUAAUAGGCUUGAGAAGGGAGGUGAGCUGUGGCCUUUGCUUGACGUAGCCAUUGAAGACUCGACUCUGUUCCUUGUGAUAUUUUCAGAAAACUUUGCGUCUUCCACAUGGUGCUUGGAGGAGCUUGCAAAAAUAUUGGAGUGUACCAAAGAUCAAGGCCAUGUUAUGCCGGUGUUCUCUAUGGUAGAGCCUUGCACAUGUCAGGAAGCAGACUGGGAGUUGUGA
Messenger RNA from Prosopis cineraria, 372 nucleotides. Its product is annotated as disease resistance protein RLM3-like. Bases 1 to 372 code for a protein of 123 amino acids. The transcript has a single exon. The record is from RefSeq and is a predicted model, not a curated record. Gene Ontology annotation, biological process: signal transduction. NCBI's taxonomy places the organism in Eukaryota, Viridiplantae, Streptophyta, Magnoliopsida, Fabales, Fabaceae.